Molecule: messenger RNA, 414 nt
Organism: Meira miltonrushii
Lineage: Eukaryota; Fungi; Basidiomycota; Exobasidiomycetes; Exobasidiales; Brachybasidiaceae
Exons: 1
Coding region: 1-414 (137 amino acids)
Source: RefSeq, a predicted model, not a curated record
AUGAGUACGCCAAAAGAAAAAGAUCGUGAUAACGAUGAUGACAGAGGAGGCAAAAGGCAAAAGGUAGCCAUCGAUGAAGAUGAAUGGGCUCGAUUUCAAGCAGAAGUACUUGACUCAGUAGCACUCUUGCCGCAAAAGACUUUUACGCAAAAUGCAUCAACAACAAUCGAAGCUGAACCUGUUCUAAAUAACAACAAAGAAGACGUUUCACAACCUGAGCCAAAAAGCAAAGAUGACCUAGAGGGACCACGACAAAAAGCAGAACGAGAAGCAAAAGAAGAAAUCCUCUCUCGACUAGACGAAGAAGAACGCGCACAAGAAGAAGCAGAUCAAAGGGUUCAAGCACUAAAGGACCGCUUACAACGGAUACGAGAGAAGCGAAAAGCAGGAAAAACAACAAAGCAAGCUACUUAA